Molecule: messenger RNA, 777 nt
Organism: Cryptomeria japonica (Japanese cedar)
Lineage: Eukaryota; Viridiplantae; Streptophyta; Pinopsida; Cupressales; Cupressaceae
Exons: 3
Coding region: 1-777 (258 amino acids)
Biological process (GO): DNA-templated transcription
Cellular component (GO): RNA polymerase II, core complex
Molecular function (GO): DNA-directed RNA polymerase activity; protein dimerization activity
Source: RefSeq, a predicted model, not a curated record
AUGGUUCAACAACCUGAUUGGAUGGAUAUUGAUGAUAGUGUCAACAUGUAUAAUGAGCAGCCUAAUAUUGAGGGGAGCUGCGUGACGGAGACGACAGAUAUACCCAUGGAAAUUUUUUUGAAGAUGGUUACAGAGAGGGGAAGGGAUUUUUUAUCUCACAAAAGGAAAGUGAAGCGCCACAUAGUGGCAACAAUAGAGGAUGACGGUGAUUAUGUCAACGAAAGCGAUACAAGGAAGCAAUUUGCAACGAAGUCACAACAAGCAGAGAGCGGAGGGAGCAGUGAGUUAAGCACAGAGGAGGUAGGGAAGAUGGAGAUGUCGUAUCAGUACUUCCCAAGUGUGAAAAUCCCAGAAGUGAAAGAUGAUUACUUAAAAUUUGAGCCACGGAACACAGACGCGAACAUCGUGAAUGCCCUGUUGCGAGUGAUGAUGGCAGAGGUGCCGAUGAUCGCUGUAGACCUGGUGGAAUUCGGGAAAAAUUCAUCGGUGCUCAAUGAUGAAUUCAUUUCACAAAAGCUAGGCCUUAUCCCGCUCACCUCCAAGCACGCAAUCGAGAUGAGUUUCUUGUGUGACUGCGACAGGGGUGAUGGCGAUGCACAGUGCGAGCUCUACUCUCCAUGUGCUUUGGUGGAAUUCAAAACAAACGGUACAGGCUGCUAUUUUAACCAGAAAAGGCGACCAGAAAGUGUAGGACCUGCGACUGAUUUUGAGGAUCACAUGAGCCCUGUCACAGAGAACAUGAUGCGUGUUGUUGACCCCGUCAUGACUGAUACUUGA